UAUUUGGCUUUAAGGUCUUUAAUUUCAAUGAGGAGGAGCUCGAGGCACAGCUGUGCUCUGGAUGUGUUGAUGUCACCUUGAGAGGCCCAGGGGACUGUGGCAGGUGUGGUGACAGCUGUGGGUGGUGUCCCUGUGCAGGUGAAGGAGCUGGUCCUGGAUAACUGUCGCUCAGAGGAUGGCAAGGUGGUCGGUCUCUCCUCAGACUUUGAGAACCUGGAGUUCCUCAGCAUGAUCAACAUCAACCUGCUGUCUGUGUCCAACCUCCCCAAACUCAACAAGCUCCGGAAGCUGGAGCUGAGUGAUAAUAGGAUUUCUGGUGGCCUUGAAGUUCUAGCAGAGAAAACUCCCAACCUGACACACUUGAACCUAAGCGGCAACAAGAUCAAAGACAUCAAUACCCUGGAGCCCUUGAAAAAGUUGCCAAACCUCCACAGUCUGGACCUGUUCAACUGCGAGGUGACGAUGCUCAUCAACUACCGGGAGAGCGUGUUCGCCCUCCUGCCCCAGCUCACCUACCUGGAUGGCUUUGAUGCUGAUGAGCAGGAAGCCCCUGACUCAGACCCCGAAGCAGAUGGGGAUGCACUGGAAGAUGACUAUGAGAAUGGGGAAGAAGGCGAGGAAGAGGAGGAUGAUGAGGAGGAGGACGAUUUGGAUGAAGAAGUCAUUGAUGACGAGGAAGAUGAAGAUGAUGAUCUGGAGGGUGAAGAGGAAGAGGAUGGAGUAGAUGAUGAGGAGGAAGAUGAGGAGGAAGAUGGUGAGGAGGAUGAAGAAGAUGAAGCUGAGGAGGACCAUCGGUGUGGGGAGAAGAGAAAACGAAGUCUAGAGGAUGAAGGAGAGGAAGAUGCAGAGGACGAAGAGGAUGAUGAGGAUGACUGAUCCCAGCGAGCCAAUCAGUUUUACAGACUCUGACUGUGCUUGUCUUAACCUCCCCGUUGUGUCUGUGUGAGACUGUAAAUCCCUGUCUCCCACUCCUCCUCCUCCCCCUUUGUAUGGCUGCAGCGUCCACAAUAUAUUUUUUUAAGAUUUAGAAUACUGUAGGCAUUCAGGGGAAUCUUCCAUACAAGGCUCACUCUUUUCUCACAAGUAUCUCAUGACCAAAGGCUUUUCUCCGUUCGGUGGUUUGUGCAGCAGCUUGCAAAAAAAAAAAAAAAUCAA
This is a messenger RNA of Parus major (Great Tit), 1155 nucleotides long. Its product is annotated as acidic leucine-rich nuclear phosphoprotein 32 family member B. The coding region runs from base 229 to 876 and encodes 215 amino acids. Gene Ontology annotation, biological process: regulation of apoptotic process. Lineage: Eukaryota; Metazoa; Chordata; Aves; Passeriformes; Paridae. Gene Ontology annotation, molecular function: histone binding. The record is from RefSeq and is a predicted model, not a curated record. Gene Ontology annotation, cellular component: nucleus. The transcript has 6 exons.